AUGGGUCGACAACAGCGCAAGGAAGACCGCCAGGCGCGCAAAAAGACCAAGAUCUCGGCUACACAGGCGCACGCCAAGAAUGCUUCCGGCUCGUCCAACGGCGUCGGCAAGCAGGCCACCAACGCCGGCUUUGUCUUCAACAAGAACCAGUUUGCGGGUCUCGUCAACAAGGGCAAAGCACGACAACUUCAACAGAUGCAGCAGCAACAGCAAGCACAGCGACGAACGGGCGAAAUGGAGAUGGACGAGGCGAAUACUGACCCAGCAGAGGGCAGUGCAGCUGCUAGGUUGAGAGAAGAGAUUGCCGGUGCAGCCGCCAGCUCCAACUCGUACGAUGCUGCCAUUGACAGUUUGGAAGCUGAUAUCGCUAAGCAAGAAUCUUCCUCGUCAGCCGCUUUGGACCCGACGUUGACGGGCCGCCGAGACAGCUCGAUCAAAGCGUACAUGCGCGAGCUUCGCAAAGUGGUCGACAACGCCGAUGUGCUCCUCGAGGUGCUCGACGCACGCGAUCCGCUCGGCUGCCGCUCUCUCGAGACCGAGCGCAUGCUCCUCCGCGCGGGCAAGAAGAUCGUCCUCAUCCUCAACAAGAUCGAUCUCGUGCCUAAGUCGAACGUCGAGGCGUGGCUGCGGUAUCUCCGCCACGACUUUCCCACGCUCGCCUUCAAAGCGUCCACCCAAUCGCAACGCAGCAACCUCAGUCAGGGUGCCAACGCGGUCAACUACUCCAAGUCCAAUGCGGCUGCAGGAGCAGAUGUAAUUACAGGUGGCAGCGAGGCCAUCGGUGCGGGGGCUCUUCUGCAGCUCAUCAAAAACUACUCGCGCAGCUUGAACCUCAAGACGUCGAUCGCAGUGGGCGUCUUCGGUGCGCCCAACGUGGGCAAGUCGAGCGUCAUCAACUCUCUCAAGCGUGCGCGCGUCUGCAGCGUCGCCUCCACCCCGGGUCACACCAAGGUCGUACAGAGCGUCAUGCUCGACAAGUCGGUGCGGUUGCUGGAUUGUCCCGGUAUCGUCUUCUCGGACGAAUCCGCGGCGGGGGCUGCCUCGCUCGGAUUGUCGCCCGAGGAGGUGCAGAUGCGACGUCAAUCGGCACUCUUGAGGAAUGUGGUCAAGGUCGAACUGGUCGAAGACCCAAUCACGCCCGUGGAGGCGAUUAUGGCACGCGUGGUGCCCGACCACCUGAUGGAGGUGUACGGCCUGGACUGGUUCCAAGAAGGGGACGCGCAGGAUCUGCUCAUGCGCAUCGCGGUGCAGCGGGGCCGCAUGGCGAGAGGUGGAAAGAUCGAUAUCGAGGGUACGGCGAGAAGUGUACUGCACGAUUGGAACGUGGGGCGGAUCAAGUACUAUACGCAUCCGCCGACGCUGCAUCGCUCGGCGAUCCUGUCGGAGGACAAGAGGAAGGGUGCGGAUGCGCUGAGCAAGAGCAUCGGUGGAGUGGAUGAGGACGCGACGGUGGGGGUGGAGAAGAAGCUCGAGGAGAGCUCGGCGAUCUUGAGCGGGUUCAGCGAGGCGUUUGAUCUGGCGGGGUUGCUGGGCGAGGCGGACGCAGAAGUCUUUGGUAGUGGGACGGGGCAGACGAAUGCGCCGCUGCCGGAGGCUCCUGCGCCGAGGUAUGCUGCUGACGAGGACGACACGAAGGAAGAGGAGAUCGAGGACGAUCACGAACCCGUUCCUGCGCCAGAGCCUGCUGCAGAAGCCGCCGGAUGCACCUCGCGUCGCUCCACGCUCGGCAAGCGAUCCCGCCGCUCCUCCGACUCGGACGGCUCGGACUCGGAUUCGGACGACGACAGCCCCUCUGCGCCACGAAUUGGCGUCCCCGGCCUCGAUCCUUCGAUGGAUGACGACGACGACGCCUCACUCAUCGACAUGCCCGACGCCGCUCUCCCCACCGCCAACCAGCCCACGACCUGGGGCGACAAGCUCGCAACGAAAGCGACCACCUCGAAGCGCACUGCCGAGCUCUCGCUCGCCUUUUCCGCUGAAGAGCUCGCCCAGAUGGCCCCUUCCGCAGGGGCGUCCCGGAGGAAGCUCAAGAAGAUGAAGAAGCGUGCGGACCGCGCGGGUGCCGGCCUGGUGGGCGCGUUCGAGGAGCAGAAGCUCGACGAAGAGGAUGCCGUCUCGGACGGUGUUGGGGAUGGAGCUGUGGGGAAGGGUGUCGGUGGAGGCAUGUUCGAUGUCGGCACCACUACGAGCGCAGCAGGGAAGAAGAAGAACAAGAAGAAGAAGAAGGGAAAAGGCGUUGGAGGUGGGGAGAGGAAGGGCACGGGAAGCAUGUUUGAUGUCUUGCUCGAGUGGCAGGAUCAGGUAUCUGAGGAGGAUGAAGGGAAGGAAAUGCAGAUGGAAGAGUCAAAGGAAACCAAGGCUGUUGUGGCAAGCACAGCGGAUGACUACGAGGAAGAGUUAUAG
Molecule: messenger RNA, 2403 nt
Organism: Kalmanozyma brasiliensis GHG001
Lineage: Eukaryota; Fungi; Basidiomycota; Ustilaginomycetes; Ustilaginales
Product: GTP binding domain protein
Exons: 1
Coding region: 1-2403 (800 amino acids)
Cellular component (GO): nucleolus
Molecular function (GO): GTP binding
Source: RefSeq, a predicted model, not a curated record